GAAAAGAAGGCGUAACAGGCAACCGUGUUUCGCUUGUGCCAGCAAGAGGACGAGGUGUACGCCGGUUGCUGUAGGCCUCUGCGAAAAGUGCCGCAAAAACGGUCGAAGUACCUGCCUGCCCCACGUUCCAUGGCAAGAAACUCUGAGAGCGGCGACCCAAUAUGGAAGCAUACCACAUCUUCCAUCUCAGAUCACUAGCUCAUCCAACACUGGCCCAUCAUUGCUUCAAGUUGCUCCGGGUCACCCACCUCAAACAAGUGUCAAUUGUGGACAAUACAAUUUCAGCGCGACCGCACUUCAGCAUGGGUACCCAGUCUCAAGCCCGAACACGAUGUCGGUCGACAUUCAUAGAGUCGGCUUCUAUCCGCCUGAGGUCCCACAAACGCACAUGGCAGCACAGCAAGGCAUUUAUGCAUCAGCACCGCCUAUGAACUCAAAUAUAUCCAGCCAGAGCAACGUAUAUUUACAACAGUUUUAUCCAUCACCAGGGCUCUGUACCCCACCCUCAACCUCAUCUAACAGCAACUCUAGCAAUGCCAAUUCGCUAUCACCAACCCUCUCAGGGUAUUAUUCACCCAGUGACUACGCUGCAAGUAUGAGGCCUUAUGACUAUGCACCGGGUGCAAAUAUUGGCGAACUUUCGUCUAAAUUCACUUACGGCUCGAUGUAUUGAUCGAUUUAAAAGGAAGCCUCACACUUCCUCAAGCCCUUGUGAAUUGGCUUCGUAGAAUAUAAGACGGUCUAUCGUUUUGUAUUCAAUUUUCUUCGCUUCCCCCCCUGUCAUAUAGAGGGAGCUGUCUAGCACAGCACCGCGCUUCCUCCUUAUUUUUCUGUUCCGCCUCUUUUGCUGUACAGUGGAUCUUGCGACCUAGUACUUUACCUUGAAAUCGUGGGACUAUAUUUCUUAUUCCUUUCGGAUUUCCAUGGAAGAUUAUUUGCACCAUGCACUUUGUCACUUGUUAUUGUCGUUUGCUUUCCC
This is a messenger RNA of Fomitiporia mediterranea MF3/22, 979 nucleotides long. RefSeq lists its product as uncharacterized. NCBI's taxonomy places the organism in Eukaryota, Fungi, Basidiomycota, Agaricomycetes, Hymenochaetales, Hymenochaetaceae. Bases 332 to 673 code for a protein of 113 amino acids. The record is from RefSeq and is a predicted model, not a curated record. The transcript is spliced from 5 exons.